AAUUUGAAAAAAAUUAAAAUUCGAUUCGUUUUUUUUCGGGGGGAAAAAAUAAUAUCUAUAAAUUUCAACCAAAAAAUCGGAGCCGAUGGAGAGAAACGAACCGAACUCCUGCCAAAACCCCCGGCCCUUUGAGAGAAAAAAAGCAGGCGAGAGACGGUGAUAAGGAGAUUAAAAUCUCCCCCCUCCUCCCCCCUCACAGGCUGGCAGGAUUGUUAUAGGAGAGCGGCGGAAAAUAUAGUCUCCCCGGUGAAUCGGACGGCGAGGGCCGAGCCGCCUCACCGCGCUCCGGCUAGCCUGCGAUCAGCGGGCUCUGGUGUCGGCGAAAGCCUUGCGCUCUCCCUCUCCCCGGCGCUCUUCCUCCUCCUCCCUGUCUCUUGUUUAAUUCCCGUCGUGGCCGGCGAUGGCUCGGGCUCCGGCGCCCGACUCUCCGGAGAUGAGAAAGAAGAAACUGUAAAAGAACAUACAGCAAUCCUGUAUAUAGAUAUAUAUUUAAAAAAUAUAAGGAUUGAUUCACCUCCGGAGUUCUCCCUCCGACCUUUUUGUUGUUUUAUUAUUUAUUUGGGGGAGUUUUUUCUUGUGUGUGAGAGGGAUUAUUAUGGCCAAAACUCCGAGUAAAAGCGGCGGCUUGAGGACUGGCAGGAGUUUCAUGGAUGAGCUGCGGCACUUUCACAGGAGUAAAGGGACAUCCUUUAGAAAGAUCCCGAUCAUCGGAGGGAGAGAGUUGGAUUUGAGUGCUUUAUACAGCAGAGUUACUUCACUCGGGGGAUUCGCCAAGGUAACAGAUAAAGGUCUCUGGGCAGACCUUUUGGAGGAGUUCAACUUUCCAAAAGGUUGCGCCAAUGCAGCUUUUGCUUUGAAGCAGUACUACCUGAGGUACCUGGAGAGUUAUGAAAAGUUGCAUCACUUUGGUGAGGAUGAAGAAGUACUCACACCAACUAAUUCUCGACCACAAGCUGUUGUCUCUGGGGUUCAUUUGUUUUAUAAUCGUCAUCAGCACAUUAUCCCAGAAAGUGUACGUCGUGGUUAUGGCCUGUUUACAGAAUUUACCACGAUCAGUGACUAUAAUAAAGUGGUGCUCUCUUUACUCUCCGGACUUCCCAAUGAGGUGGACUUUGCAAUUAACGUUUGUACAUUAAUGUCACAUGGAAACCAACAAAUUCUGCAAAUGGAAAAAGACCCAAAGGUUGUUACACUUCUUCUUGCACAUGCUGGGAUUUUUGACGAUAGUCCAGGAAACUAUUUAAAUGUAUAUGAAUCAGAAUGGAAAAUAAAGUCUGGAAGAGACUUCAUAAAGUUUUGGAAAGAUACAGUUGAAGACCAUGAAGUGCGGGAGCUUAUCGGAGAUAAAAAUCACAAAUCUAAAGAAGCUGCUAGCGAUGAUGGAUGGGACUCUGUCUUGUUCCAUCCUCCACAGAAAUUGGGUAUUAAUGACCUGGAAGGACAAAGGGUGCUGCAGAUAGCUGUUAUUAUCCACAAUUUGUCCAUGGAAGAAGGGAACGCCAAGUUAUUAGCUAACCGAACGUGCCUGAGGUUUCUGCUGCUAUGUGCUCACAGUAAACACGUAUCACUUAAGCAAAUGGGAUUGGAUACACUGGGAAAUGUAAUGGCAGAGCUGCAAUUGGAUCCCAUAGACUUCCAGAGUACCCAGGUGAUUUUUCACACCAUUACAAAAUGCCUUCACUCUUCAGACAAAUGGUUUCGAAUUCGAGGUAUGGAGAUCUUGGCUAAACUUUGCAAAAUUGAAGAGAAUGUAGAUAUUAUCUGUGAAUGUGUGGAACAGGAAUCCUAUCGUGAGAUUGUGAACCAUUUAUCUCUCCAAGAUAUAUUGCUAUUACUUGCUAGUUUGGAAGCCCUGUAUAUGCUAUCAAGUCUGGGAGAGAUGACCUGCACCAAAAUCAUCAAAGUGGAAAGAAGUAUUGAUCAGCUUGUUUGCCUGGUGUCUGUGGAUAUACAGAACUUUCCUCCUGAUGCAGUAGCAGCAGUCAAAGUAGUUGAACAACAGAGCACUCCUCGACCAGCAUCCGAGACCAGUUGGUCAGUUACAACAGACAAUGUUUCAAACCACAAUGCCCCUGCAACAGCACCAAGACCUGUUGCAGUCCCUUCUGUUGGCCUCUUGGAAUUAGACAGUGAGACUUUUACAUGCCAGUGGUUGAAAGCCAACUUUGAAGAAAGUGCAGAUAGUUCAAUCUAUCGAGUAGACCUGUAUUCUGAGUACCUCUCACUGUGCAGUAAACUUGGAAGUGGUGCCAUUCUGACAUCUACAGGGUUCACUAAAUGUCUCCGGUUGACUUUUCCGAAUCAUACAAUAAAGAAGAUAGAAGAUGCUGGUGCUAAUGGUCAGUCACAGUUUCACGUGGUUGGGAUCAAACGUAGAGCAGUACCUCUACCUAUUGGAGCAUUUCAUCAAGAGCAGCAAAUGCUAAACCAUUCCUCAGUCACGAUGAAAACUGGCUCUACUUCCAGUACGACACUGAAUUCCACUGCUAUUGGUACUGCUGCUCCUCCUGUCCAAAGCCCUUCUGCUCCGAUGCACAGAACCCUUGUAUCUACCUUUUCUACAAGUCAACCAGUCACACAAAUCCUCUACACAACUCAGACCCAGAACGUUACCCAGCUGCCUCCUGUGAUAAGUACACCUGUCCAGCAGCAUCAGUACUGUACUAUUGCAAACAGUAGAGGAAUACAACCUAAUACUCUACUAACAUCUGCUGUUCAUCCAAAUUUUCAUUCUGGAAUAACCACAGCGGUUUCUGGAAAUGCUGUAGUUCAAGUGGCAGCAACCAAAGUUACUACUGCAGUGCAGCUGCCCACCAUGACCACUUCUGUUCAUCUUCCUCAGGUUGCAGUUGCUCACCAAUCCCUCACUGGACAGCAGCAUGCCUGUUCAACCUCGACAGUUUCUGUUCUCCAUCAGACACUGCCUAAUUCACAAUUAGCUUCAAGAACACAACCCAUUACAAGUGCUGCCUUAUUCUCCCAAGGACCGCUGAUCCAACCUUCUACCGCCCAACCUGUGCAAGUGCAUCUUCAAUACACAGCAGCUCCCACCACUGUUGUAUCUGCUGCUGCACUUCAGCUACCAAGCAAUCAGACUUUUACCAUAGCAGGCAGCCAAAACUCUGUCUCUUCACAGACAUUUCAAAACAUUAGUCCAACGCCAUUAACUAUUGUCAGCAAUUCCACCCAGCUUCAACAACAACAACAACCCCAGCAAAGUGUCCAAGUGAUAGUAGGACAUCAAGGCCAAGUUUACCCUGCCAGUUUUCAUCAGAUUGUUCUAACAAAUCAGGGUGGAAUGUCAUCUGCCCAAAUGCCACCAUCCUCCAUAGUGAACCCCAGUACUUGUGGACAAAUGGUUUCUGUCCAGCAGCCUCCAAUUCAAGUCCAUGUUCAGCAGCCUUCCAUGGGAGGUCCACAAGCUAAUACUGGUGAAACCAGUGUAAUUAAACAGCUGCUACUUCCUAAACCACCACCUCAUUCACAAGCUGGCAAGCUCCUACUUCCAGUCCCACAAGUAUCACCUUCUGUUACCAGGGCUCAAAGUCCUCAGAUAGUUUAUCAAAUGAUGACCAACACAGUACCAAGUGUUCAACCCCAAUCUCAGCAGCUGGUUGUGAGCCAACCAAACUUGCAAAUCUUACAGCCACAUGGAGGCCUACAGACUGUGCAAAUUAUCCCUGGCCAGUUCAUUUCUACCACCAGCCCAAGCACCAUUCUCCAGGGACCGCCUCUCAAUCAACAAGUCACAGUCACUGUCGUACCAAAUACUAAUUUAACCAAUACAGAUGUGAACCAAGUAAAUACAAGUUCAGCAAACAGUCUUUCUGGAGAUCUUGGUGAAAAGUUAGUCACCAGUACUCAACCUAUCCAGUCGUCCUGUGUCUCAAUCAACCAAAGCAACUCAACGGUAGAUGAGUUUGAAGGAGAGAAAAAAGUUUGUCAGAAAACUGAAGAUGUUACAAAAAUGUUUAGUUCACAAUCUCUAGAACAAACUUUUGGACAGAUUGAAAAUGCUUUUGUGGCUAAUGCUUACAAUUCGAGCAAUGGACACAUAAAUGGAAAACUUGAUCAGACUGGAAAACUGCUUAACGGGGAAAGUAAGAAGGAGAGCCCCAGCUCAGGGAUGAAUCAUUGUAAUUUUGUGGAGAGCACACCAGGUUUGCCAGAAUCAAAAGCUAGUAGCGAGACAAACUUGACGAAUGGAGAUCCAAUUUUAGGGAAAGCUGGUGCAGUAGAAGUUAAAAAUGCAUUAAAAAGGCCUAUGAUCAAUGGGGAUUCUGAUUUUGCAAAAGGUGAUCGUUCACACAUAGGAAAGGACGUUCCCAGUGAGAAGUCAGUUGGGUCUAACCACUUAGGGAAUGGGGAAAUUCUUAACCAGGAACAACAGGAUAUCAAGUGUCAUCUGGACGGUGAGACUAGUCAACCGGGCAAAAUGUGCAAUGGACCUUCUUCAGUUUCCAGUUUGAAAGUGCAUGGACACACUACAGUAAUAGUACCAAAUCCUACGGUUCAAUCACACAGGAACUCAUUAUUAACUACUGGAACUUCAGCAGUCACUUUUAAUGUAACCAUGCCUCAGCCUCAUCAUAACGGCAAUGUGCUUGUACAGUCCAAUCCUACAGAGUCUUCUCAAGUGAUCUCCUGUCAGAACAGCAGUACAGUCUCUGCUUCAAAGCUUUCUACCUGUGAAGGUCAGCCAUCUCGCCAAGCAAUUAAGAGGCCUGGUGAAGACACGACUGGUGUUUCCAUGGCAGGUAUCCCAAAUAAAGUAGGGGUGAGAAUCAUGACUGUUAGUGACCCUACAAAAGCUGGUAGCAACACCAUGAUGGUGGCUGUUCCUGCUGGAGCCACCAUUAAUACAGCAACAAUAGCAGGAGUUCCUAAAGUGGGUUCUCCUGCUCCAGUGUCCAUUCAGCAGACAAUGACCCAGCACCCACAGUCGCAGAUUUCCCCUGCAGUGGAACAGUUUACAGGGUCCCAGACCUCUGAGGUUUCGGUCUCCUCUACGGAAACGGAGUCUGUCAAGAAAACUAGCCAGAGUUUUAUGUGUUUGUGGAAAGGCUGCAAGAGGUGGUUUGAGGCACCCUCGCAGGUGUUUUACCAUGCAGCCACGGAGCAUGGAGGAAAGGAUGUGUAUCAUGGUCAAUGUCUGUGGGCAGGCUGUGAGCCACUCCCUCGGCAAAGACUGUCAUUUAUUACACAUUUGCAGGACAAACACUGUUCAAGGGAGACUUUGCUCAAUGGACUGAAGAGGUUGGAGCAGAAAGCACAAAUGAGUAAUGCACAAGGUGCAAUAAGGCAGUCUCCAUCAGAGAUUACAUCUCCGACACCUAAGACUCACAAGGCCUUGGCUAACCAUCCCAGUGCUGCCCUAAUGGCUCUAAGGAAAGGCUCCCGCAACCUUAUUUUUAGGAAUUACUUGGAUGAGAAGGAAGGGCCGAUUGUGAAGCACAUUCGUUUGACCUCUGCCUUAAUCUUGAAGAAUGUCGCAAGAUACUCUGAACUUGGGCGAAUGUUGCUGAAGCGGCAUGAGAACCACCUCUCUGUACUGGCCAUCAGUGGUAUGGAGGCUUCCACUGCACUUGCUAAAUGCCUUUAUGAACUAAACUCGCAAGAACAAUCAGAGCCAACAGAAAACAAACGCUGACAAGGAUUGGACACCAUAAAAAUCCAGCAACAGUAAUCAAGGGCCAAAGGAGGAAAUGUAAUUAUUGUGCAGAUGAAGAACUGGAACCUUGCUGUCUACGUUUUGUACCCGUUUACUAUAACAUGAAGUUAAAAGGACUGAUCUUUUUAAAUUAUUGGUUUUGCAGGAAAGUCCCUGUUUUGCCAGAAAACAGAGCCUCCUGCAUCACCUUAAACUCUCAUCUCGCUCUAGAUGUUUCCGUCAGAAUGGAAGGUUUUAUGACACCUGAAGAUGUGAUCAGUCUAAAAUGAGAACAGUAGCCUGAUCACAUGCAUGCACGCACACACAUCAAAGAACCUGGACAGAAAAACUGCUGGGUACUGUCUCCAGGCAACUGUAAAACUGUGCAGUCAGUCUAGGCACCUGCAACCUGCCUCUGGGAGCCUACAACUCGACUUGCUAUUCUUCCUAUGAGAGAUUUGAAAGCAAAAUGCCCAAGAAUGUUUGUCCAUAUAUUUAUAAAAAAUCUCAUUUAUAUUUCAUUUCUUUGUACUUUUUCAAAAUGUUACAAAUUUAUCGCUCUUAAGAGCAUCAACCUCUAGUAUUCCUACUUUGUAGGUUUCACUUGCCCUGAAAUCCUGCACGAAGCCCAUUGGCUGCUGGUCACAACUUGUGCCAAGAGCUACGGUCCCUUAGCUUUCUUCCAGGGUAGAAUUUCGUACAUUGAGAUGUCUGGAUACAGCUUUGCGUUUAAUGUUUACGGUUUUAAAAACUGCAAACUGCACAACACUUGAAGUUUUCCCACUCUGUCCCCUAUUUGAAGUGGAGCAUUUCCGAUUAUUUAUUGUCUAUAACUACCACAGAUUUGAUGUCCCCAUUUCAAUCUUGUAAAUAUUUGUGAAUAUCAAAGAUGCCUACAUACCAUCGCAGGAGUAUGAAGGGUGGAGGAGUGCAACAUUGCGAGUAGUGAAAUCUGGGUGAGCGCUCGGAUAGAACCUGAAACAGCCACAGGUCAGAGACAUGAGGUGUCUUUCAUCCGUACCAAGUGGCAUUUUAUCAGUUGCAGUGUGAACUUUGUGCCACUAGAUGUCACCAGCAUUCUUUUUUAAAAAAAAUGCAACACUGAAACAAUAACAAGUUUACCUGAUGCAGGUAACCUGAGAGUGCAGCAAAUUUCCCACUGCAGUCGAUUCUAGUUAUUUGGGACACCAGGGUGAUAUUUAAAUCUUCCUAUUUAUCAAAAAUAUUUUGCUUCAAAAGGGACAAUCAGUACAGAUCGAACUGCACGGAAUCGAUUGGUGCUUGAGGAAAAUAUUACAUAUGAAAAUUUGCACCCAUUAACCCUUGUCCCUAUUAAUGGCAUGAAUUUCAUUUUGUCUUGAUGGCACCUUUUUUUAUUUUCUUUGGUCAACUUGCAUUCAUUGCACCUCUGUCUAAUAUGAAGAGCAAGCGCCCACCUAGAAUCAAAGGAUCUAAGUUUUUGUAUGUUACCUGCCAUAUGUAUGUAAAAGCAUAUACAUAAGACACUGCAGACAGUGUGGAACUUUGUACAUAACUUCACAAAGGUACUGAUGCUGUAUAAUAAGAUUGGCACAGUUUUGUGCAGCUGUGGUUUUUGUAUUAUACACCAUGUAAAGCUUUUGCUUGUUAUGAAAUAAUAUAUCACAUCAUUUUUCUAUAAAAGGUAAAAAUUCCAAAAGAAUUUUAAAAAAAGAUCUGUUAUAGCAUUUUUCCUGAGAUUAGGGCCCAUUUUAGAAAACCUUUAGUCGCAGCACAACCUUCAGAACUUGUAUAGGAUUUUUUUUUUAAUUUGUAAAUGUAUUUAAAUACAUGAUGUUUUAUACAGCUUUAUUUUCACCUGUUAUAUUUGUAAUUUGUGUAGGUGUGAUAGUUCCCUUGUUAUUCCUUCGUUCUGUUUUUUACCCGUGACAUAUUAAAGUGUUUUUUAGUGUACAGUAUAGUGCCUCCGCUUUUGGUACAACGUGACUUUCCUGCCUAUGGCCGGUUUGUGUUCCCUUGGUUUCUUUGUGUGCCUCACCACUGAUGAUCCUGGAAUGGUUGAGUAAAGAGGGAAUACGUCAUAAUUAAAACACACUACUCAUAGGAUUUCAUUUUGCUCAACAGAUUAAAUCAGUGAGGAUCAGACAUUCACAGACCAGCAGUCUCCUGAGCUUGACAGUGUUGAUCAAAGUUAGCUGAUCUCAUCCUCUUAGUGGUCGGGGUUGCAAAUAGCCUUGGCACCCCUGAGCAAGUGAAAUUAGUUAUGUUCCCACUCCAAUAACUACUUAGCAGCAUCUUCCAGAAGCGCAUGUGAAAGAUGUUGAGGACCACAUCAUACUCAGCUACCUUCCCAAAUAUGAGUUUGCAAAAAUUCUGUCUGGCCUAGGCUUGAGAGAGGUACCUUCCAGAACUAAAUCCCGACAAUGACUUGAAUGCCAUUUGGAAUGUGGGGUGGUGGAGGGGAGGAGGAGGAGGACGAGGAGAAACAGUAGGAAAGGGGGAGCAUUCCUUGAUUACAGGGCAAUCUCACAGUUAUUAAUUCUCCAGAAAGAGCAUCACUGUGCAGUGCACACUGCAGAAACCAAAAUAUUCUGAAUAAACCCAUCUUUGCUUUAAAGCUUUGGAAUUUUUGGAAGGCACUUAGCCAGUCUUGAGGUUUGGUCAACUUUUCACAAACUGCUUGAGAUUUACUCAUUCAGUUUAUGAGCAACAUCUGAAGCCAUUGAUUAGAUUGCCAUGUUGUAAACUGUCCCAGAUGUCCAUUAUUCUUUGUGUAAUUGCAAGUAUAUACAAAUAAUUUAGUAUCUCCUAGUACGUUCAGCAGAACAUUCACCAAACUGCAAUGCAAAAAAAAAGUUUUUUUAAAGAAUGUAUUUUAAGAUGUAUGUGCAGUACUGUUUUUUGUGCACUGUAUGACCCAAGUUCUGUUUUACAGUAAAAGUAUAAAAUAUGGAA
This is a messenger RNA of Pristis pectinata (smalltooth sawfish), 8584 nucleotides long. Its product is annotated as AT-rich interactive domain-containing protein 2-like. The transcript is spliced from 21 exons. Gene Ontology annotation, molecular function: DNA binding. Bases 596 to 5650 code for a protein of 1684 amino acids. Gene Ontology annotation, biological process: regulation of DNA-templated transcription. The record is from RefSeq and is a predicted model, not a curated record. Lineage: Eukaryota; Metazoa; Chordata; Chondrichthyes; Rhinopristiformes; Pristidae. Gene Ontology annotation, cellular component: SWI/SNF superfamily-type complex.